Messenger RNA from Rhagoletis zephyria (snowberry fruit fly), 2221 nucleotides. It is a transcript of the gene tws, whose product is annotated as protein phosphatase 2 regulatory subunit tws. Gene Ontology annotation, cellular component: protein phosphatase type 2A complex. The record is from RefSeq and is a predicted model, not a curated record. Gene Ontology annotation, molecular function: protein phosphatase regulator activity; protein binding. NCBI's taxonomy places the organism in Eukaryota, Metazoa, Arthropoda, Insecta, Diptera, Tephritidae.
GUUGCCAUUCUAUAUUCGUAAUUUGUUAUAAGCAGUCGCGGAAUCCUUUGCGGUGUUUCUACUGCAAUUUUUUGAUAUUAUAUUAGCAAUUUAAAGUGUUUGAAAGGUGUGCAUGUCUUGAAAAUAUGCUAUAAGCCACAAAUUGUUAAAAUUUAGCAGUAAAGUGAACUUACAAAACUAUAUAUGGCUUGCUGAAAAAUUGGAGACGAAUUUGCAAGUCGCCAUGAAGCUACCGACAAUUGCAACAACAACAACAGUGAUUUAGUGUCGAACGUCGUCGUCAUUGGCUCGUAGCAGUCGCGGCCGCCGCGAAACUGCGAAGCAACGAGAAUUAUUUCGAACGGCAAACGACGGACAGGCUCGUAAUAGAAUACAAAGAACAGAGAGAAUUGUGCGAAUUGAAUAUGCGUAAAGAGAAUUUAUGACAGAACACAAGAAAACUUAAAAUAAAGCAUUUUUAAAAUCUAUGUACCAAAAGUAAAUUAGAUACUUUGGCUUGUGGGAAUAAACAUAAGAUAACAAAGAGAAAGCGUGGAGGCAAAGUGCUAAAAUAAAUUAAUUGGAAUAAUAUAAGUGAAAUUUUACUUAGUUGUAGUUAUUCAUUACUUCCAUUCAACAUUGUGACACCAGGUCGUCCCAAUCCCAAUAUAUUCGAGAACAGUAACGCAAAUAUUCAAUUGACACCACUUGCGCCAUAAGUAGCUGCUGCAUCCAGCGCAUUGCGAAGUUGUCAUGGCCGGUAAUGGAGAAGCGUCGUGGUGCUUCUCACAGAUAAAAGGCGCCUUAGACGAUGACGUUACCGAUGCUGAUAUUAUAUCCUGUGUGGAAUUCAAUCAUGAUGGUGAAUUGCUGGCAACAGGUGAUAAAGGCGGGCGUGUGGUCAUCUUUCAGCGCGAUCCUAUAUCAAAAACCUCAAUACCACGACGCGGUGAAUAUAAUGUUUACUCGACUUUUCAAUCGCAUGAACCCGAAUUCGAUUACUUAAAAUCAUUGGAAAUUGAAGAGAAAAUCAAUAAGAUCCGAUGGUUGCGACGAAAGAAUCCCGCGCACUUUCUUCUCUCAACCAACGAUAAGACGGUUAAAUUGUGGAAAGUCAGCGAACGGGAUAAAUCGUUUGAGGGCUAUAACACAAAGGAGGAGAGUGGUCUUGCGAAGGAUCCACAAAAUAUAACAGGCUUAAAAGUUCCUUCAGUUAAGCAAAUUCCACUUAUGGUGGAAGCGUCACCACGCCGCAACUACGCCAAUGCACACACCUAUCACAUCAAUUCAAUUAGCGUUAAUUCUGACCAAGAGACUUAUCUGUCCGCCGACGAUUUGCGAAUCAAUCUGUGGCAUCUUGAAGUGACCGAUCAAAGUUUUAAUAUAGUCGACAUUAAGCCAGCCAAUAUGGAAGAGCUGACGGAGGUGAUUACCGCCGCCGAAUUCCAUCCAACCGAGUGCAACGUGUUCGUGUACUCGAGCUCCAAGGGCACAAUACGUCUAUGUGAUAUGCGUUCGGCGGCGCUGUGUGACCGGCAUAGCAAACAGUUCGAGGAGCCGGAGAAUCCAACGAACCGUAGUUUCUUUAGUGAAAUUAUAAGCUCGAUAAGCGACGUAAAGCUAAGCAACUCCGGACGUUAUAUGAUCUCUAGAGAUUAUUUAAGUAUUAAAGUGUGGGACUUGCAUAUGGAAACGAAACCAAUUGAAACUUAUCCGGUUCACGAAUAUCUACGCAUUAAACUUUGCUCACUAUAUGAGAACGACUGCAUUUUCGACAAAUUCGAAUGCUGUUGGAACGGCAAGGAUACUUCCAUAAUGACGGGCAGCUAUAACAAUUUCUUUAGAGUGUUUGAUCGCAAUUCGAAAAAGGAUGUCACGUUGGAGGCGUCACGUGACAUUAUCAAACCAAAAACGGUGCUUAAACCGCGUAAAGUUUGCACCGGUGGCAAACGAAAAAAAGACGAGAUCAGUGUCGAUUGUCUCGAUUUCAAUAAGAAGAUACUGCAUACCGCUUGGCAUCCGCAAGAGAAUAUUAUCGCUGUGGCGGCAACAAAUAAUCUGUUUAUAUUUCAGGAUAAGUUUUAGCUAAAACUCCCUCAUCUCCUUCAGUUCUUCAUCACCAUUAUGGCGUCGUUAAGAAUAAUUAUUAUGAUUAAUUCUAAAUUUUAUACUUGUCGCUGCUACAAUUGCUAUCACUCACUACUUUCUAUCAGUACUGUGUAAUCAGAGCAAAAAAAAAAAA